Molecule: messenger RNA, 6998 nt
Organism: Lineus longissimus
Lineage: Eukaryota; Metazoa; Nemertea; Pilidiophora; Heteronemertea; Lineidae
Product: prominin-1-A-like
Exons: 28
Coding region: 176-2836 (886 amino acids)
Cellular component (GO): membrane
Source: RefSeq, a predicted model, not a curated record
AAUUCUGGUAAUUAUGUUUUUUACGAUUUAAAAAGCGACCUUAUAUUUAAAGGAGGACGUAGGUACUGAUUGGUAAGCAGAAAGGACAUGAGUUGAUGACAUCUAACCACAUCUAACCACACUGGGAAGAAGUUUUGAAAAUCUAGAAGAGCAUUUAUAAAAGAGUUGAUUGGUGAUGAUGGAUCGUGCAGUCUUUCUUCUCGUUUGUCUUGUGACUCUUGUCAGCGCCUCAUCUUCCGGAAUCCCCCCACAGAUCAUUCAUGAUGAUGAUGGAAAUAUAGCAGAUAAAGAGAGCAACAUAACAUGGGCACCACUGCCAACUGGCAGUAACUAUUCAUCAGAUAUUACAGCUAAUGAUGGUGGCCUUCGACCACUUUAUGAAAUGGCCAAAAAGUUUUUGGCUGUCGUCCAGCCAAAUCCAUUCCCCUAUGACUUGAUCAACCAAGUGUUGGCUGGUGAUAUGAGUGCUGUUUUGAAUGAUCCAAUGACUGUUGUAACCUAUGCCAUGGGGUUUGCCAUCUGUUUUGCUAUUGGUAUACUCUUCGUCAUCAUCAUGCCGAUCGUCGGUUGCUGUUUCUGCUGCUGUCGCAUCUGCGGGAAUUGUGGCGGGAAGAAAAUACAGAGAUCUUCUGAUGUCAACAACUGUCAUCGCAUCGCAUUCACUGUUCUUGUGUUUGUGAUGGCCACUUUUAUUAUGAUCCCUGCAGCCUGCUCCUUAUAUGCCAAUGAAACCACGUCGAAGACGAUGAACAAUGUUGGCCCUCUGAUUGUCAAUAACAUCAAUGAUUUGGAGACUUUCCUUAACAAUACCAUCUUACAACUUAACCAUAUUGCCCUCACCAAUUACAACUUCACUGGAAAAGUUAUGUCAAGAGAUUUGGACAACAUAGGAGUUUUGCUUGGUGAAGAGAUACGCGAUUCAAUGAAAACACAAAUGAACUUGGAUGCUGCAUUUAACAAGAUAAAGGCCCUGGAUGUUUCGCUGCAGGCCCUUGCAACCACCUUGAAUAGUGCGGACACCAAUAAGGGCACCUUUGAGACAGAAGCCAACACGCUAAAGACGCAGUUAGGUGUUCAGGAAACUAACAUCAUUAACACAAAAACUAAGGCUAAUUGCCCUAGCGAAUCCCAGUGUUCUAAUCUUGACACCAGUGUGCUUGCCAUUGAUGCCAACCCAACUAAUCUGGCCUCCAUAACUGCUCAGGUCAAUAAGAUCAAUAGUGCAAAAUCUAAGAACCUUACAUCGGAAUGGAAUACGGCCAUGAAAGAUUUUGAAGAAAUCCCAACGAAAGUGACAGCAGAUUCUGAAACGAUGAGGGCAGACGUCAAGAAAAUGAUUGAUGACUUCUACACAACAAUCUCUGACAGUCUCAAAUCGAUUGAGGGUCUCACAAGUAAUCUGGGGAUGUUGACUAACACAAAGAAUACAAUUCAAUCUACUGCUGGUGAGGUGAAGACAUAUGACAAGUACAGAUGGUAUGGUGGGGUAGCCCUUGCUUCAGUUCUCUUCCUCAUUGGUGGCUUGCAGUAUCUUGGUUGUAUCAUUGGUGCCUGCUCGUACAGCUCCAGGACCGCACCCACAGACCGCGGCUGCCUCAGUAAUAGUAGUGGAGCGAUGCUAAUGGCAUCUGUCGGCUUCUGCUUCAUAUUCUCCUGGUUGUUGAUGCUACUGACCAGCAUCACUUUCUUGAUUGGUGGAAACAUGGAGAAGCUAGCCUGUGAACCCUUGAUGGACCCUUCCUAUAAAAUCUUCAAGGAGCUGAUCGAUAAGCCAGACGGCCCUUUGGGAGAAGGAUAUUUUCUUGGCGACAUGCUACUUCAAGAUAAAACAGCAAACUUGACAAUGCAUGGAAUUCUCGAUGGUUGCAAGAAUGCAGGAUCUGCUUAUAACGUCCUCAUGCUAAGCCACAUGUUCAACCUGACUGAACUCACCGACUACAAGAGUAAAAUGGAUAUUGAGAAGCAGAUGAAAGAUUCUAACAACAUCGACCUGUCGUCUGUGAAAGUGAUGACGCCAUCACUAAAACAAACCCUGGAGGACUUCCAAGCUGCUCUCAAUAUCGACUUCGCCACAAUGAUAACUGAGCUCUCCAAAGAUGCCGCCAAGACCGGACUCACAGCCUAUGCUGAUGGCCUCAUAGCGAUUGCUAACUUGCCUUCCAUGGCGAGCUCUCCUGCGGUAAAUGAACUGAUUACAGAGGCCGCUGCUUUGAAGAACAUUGACAAUAACCAGGUUCCAAAAGUGAACACAGCAAAGGCUGCGUUGAUUGUUGAUCUACAAGCGUUACAAACUCAAGCUCCAAACGUCCAGGCCGAUAUCACGGCUGUAACGACAGCACUGAAUGAUCUCGAUACGUACAUCACAAAUUCAGCACCGGACCUCAUCAACACUAAAAUGUUGACUUAUGUGACAAGACUUCUUGGAAUAAUCGAUUCCUUUGUGGCUAGAACUCUCGAUUCGGUAAAAAAUGAUGUUGGAAUUUGCACUCCUCUAUGGAAUCUGUACAAUUCGAUCUUGGGAACCAUAGUGUGCAAGUCGGUGAUCGAUACCUUGAAUGGUUUCUGGUUCAGUUUUGGCUGGGCGACCGUCUUCUUUAUACCGGCCAUGAUAUUCUCCGUCAAGUUGAACAAAUACCUCAGAAGGUGUGAUUAUUGUGGACCAGAUGAUGGCAGACGGGGAAAGAAAGGAAAACCAGGAAGAAAGCACAGUCAGAGAUUUUCAGGCUGGAAUAUAAAUUAUGCCAAUAAGAAUAAAGAUGCUGAAAACUAUUUAAAAGCAGAUAGCCCAAUUUAUAGUAAUAAAGUUGCUCCUGGGGACGAUCAGGAAAAGUGGUAACCCAUCCAUCCUCCAAGCCUUGUAGUCAACUGUGAUACUUACACUGAUGUAUAGAUAAUUCGUCCACCUACGAGGAAGAUAAUCAAACACUCUUCGAGUGUACCAAUCGCACAGGAUCCGUCCAACUUACACCACAGUGAUACUCGCUUCUAUGUGAUAUGAAUUUAAAGCUACUCCUGGAUAAAGACUCCUGUUUAAAUCUGUACAAAUCCUGAGGAACUGUUUAGAAUUUGUUGUUUUCCUGAAAUGACUUGUGAGUGAUAUUUUUCUACUAUGCAUGACUGCUGCAACUGUCCUUAUUCAAGUUAGAUUGUAAACUUAUAUUGUUAUAAAUUGAAAGGUUUUUAGCUCAGCUGACAAAGUCAGCGGAGCUAGUAGUAUAGCUGUUCAAAUGGUGUCCGUCCUGCAAUCCAUCCAUCUAGGGACCCAUCUGUGGACAAAAUUGGACAUUUCUGACCGGGAAGGCCUAGCCACUUCGUUGACGGUGCUAAAUUAGGAGUUGCCCAAGGUGAACUCAAAAAACGAAAAAUCGGCGCGAUCCGACCUGUAUUAAGAGAAUGAGGUCAUUUCGCGUUUAGAUUUCUUUCCCUUUUUACCUCGGUCCACAGAGCAAAUAUUGUUUUCAAAUGUGGCUGAAUAUUUUUAAAUAUUUUUUCAUUUUUUACUUUUAAUGGAAUUAAUUUAGUUUUCACCGCCAGUUGGCGCUGCAGGCACAUUGCCUGAAUUUUGGCGAUUUCAAAUUUGGCGGUGGCUUAACUUUUUUGCAAGCAGUGCCGCUGAUUGGCCGAUCGAUAGAAGAGAUGCCACCAUUUAAAAAUGGCGGUAGUCGCUGCUUCAAUGAAGGUGAGUGAACUUUCUCAUGUUCAAUCGGUUGAUUCUCUUUUAAUCAACAUGACCAUGUACCUGAAAUUUGUUUAGGUACUGAAAAGAGUCUAUAUAAUUCAGAUUUAUCAAUAGUUUUUUAUAAUAUUCCGGAAAUUUUGUGCACAAAUCAGCGGAAGUUGGUGCUCGUCUCAUGUCAUUUUAGAGUGAGAAAUUUGUUUCCGUCGAUCUCUACCACUGAAAAAUCGCUUGCAUAGCUUCGAAUUUUUGUGAAAAUAAGUAUCUGAACUUGGUUUCAAAUAGUCUAGAGAGUUACCUUUGUGGUGAUACAUAUGGUAUGUGAUAAAUAUUUGUGGAAUUUGUGAAAUUCGGUUUUCAAACGUGCCGAUGAUGCAAGCGAUCUCGCGUGAAUUUUGCAAGUCCUGAUAUGUCGACCGGGUGUCAAAAAUCACUCGCCUAAAUUCAAUUCAAAGAUCGAAAAUGACAUCUGAACUUAGUUUCAAAUAGCCUACGCAAUUAUCAUUUCGGUGAUAUAUAAUGCAUGCAUGUAAUAAUUGAUUAAUCUACCUAAAACGCGCAAUUAAAACGGCGAAAGAUCGUGAUAAACACUCUGGUGGCGGUCGCACUAAAUAACGACCGGUAGGGCCCGGCGUGUGGCAGAGAAAAAAAGGUAGCGCCCGGAGGUUGAAACAGGAUUUUUAUGCACUUUUAACUGUAUAUAUAUGUUGUUUAGAUGUAUUUCUAACAGUUCUGUAACUUUUAUGACCAAGCUUGCACCCAAAGUUGGUAAAAUUGAUGCUUGUUUAUGGACUGCGCUAGCGACCGGAGAAUUCGCCGUCGGCCAUUUUGGGACGGUCAACAAAUCUCGCCAUUUACGUUUGUUUACAAUUAUUUUGAAAGUCACAUUAGGCCUAUGACAUCGUAGUAUGAAUUCCACUGCAGUUUCCUUACGCAGCAAUGCUCAUGUUUUUGGAUGGCAAUCCUGUACUGUCUGUACACUGCGCUGUGCAGGCUUAGAGUAUAACUUAACAGGCCCUCAUGAUUCAUUUGAUGGACACCUUAUUUGAUAGUACCUCAUCAUUAAGUCCACUAGAUCCUGUUCUGUCACAUGUCGUAGACGAUAGACAAUUUUCAAAUGUAGUACACCACUCGCUCACGGCUCACAUCAUGUGGGCACGGUUGGCUGUUGAGUGUUAUGGUUCAGUCUGUGAGACUAAUUUAAAGAGGUUACACUUUUAUUUUGAAUUGGAAAACAACCCCCAGGACUGACUUUUCACUGAGUGAUAAGUGUGCCCUUCGAAGGUUAAUUCUCUUUCUGGAUUUGCUUCCAUAGAUGCCUUGUUCAGGAUAUCAUCUGACCGAUGCCUGAUCAAGCACAGACUGUAUCCGGUGGUGUACAUUUCCCCGUCUAUGUCACCCUUUUUUUUCAGUCCGUGUUAAUUUCUCUUCUCUUUUUUUACAGAUUAACUGUUGUCGGUUAUUGCAAGAGGAGUCGUUGGCACAUUUCAAGUCCAGGAAAGCACUUGCUGUUCCCACAUUCAGAGUAAGGUGUGCUUACUCGUUUUACUGCUUUCCAUUCCUGGAGAGCGUUAUCAAAUAUCUGCCGCAAGGCAACAAAUAUCUGCCGAAAGGCAUCAAAUAUCUGCCGCACCAAUAAAGUUCAUUUUGUUAACCAACUCUUUAUCUUCUUCGUUGCCUCAUAAUAACGGUACCGACACACACUUGACCCUUGCCUUCACCUAUCCAUUUCAGCUGAGCGCCAGGCCCUUGGGCCUCUUGUUCAUCUUCCAUACGACUUGAGCUGCUGUACAGAAUCUAGAGCCGAGAUAUCCGGUAUCAACUCUCGUUUGCAGGGAUGGACGUCCAUCAGUUUUUACAUGAAACUUCUACUGAAAAAUGGUUUAUAAGGCCGGGUCUUGUCACUUGUCACGAGCAUGUCCAUUUUAAUUGACUCAGGUUUGAGAACAUGACACAAAUUGAUAAGGUGAAAUCCUGUAUCUAAAGCCAACUCUUUGGAAAUCACCAGGUAUAAACCGGUACAACUCAAUAUGGAAGUUCCAUGAAGUGAAUGUGUUUUUUUUUAACCAAGGCAACUUUCAUCCUUGCAUUUGAUGGUUCAAAUCUUAUUUGUAACUGCUGUUUUCUAUCAGACGACUUAGGGAGACUUUUUCGCAUAACUCAAGGGAGUUAAUCUCUGAGUCAUGGGUAGCUUUAGUUUAUGAAAUUGUGUACAAAGAAUUGAUUUUUUGACAAUAUUAUGUUAGCUUUUGGCUUCCUCGUGCAAUACUGCACGGUACUCUUUGUCAUGACUCUUUUUGAUGCUUAUUUUUAGGGUACUAUGUAAUGACCAGAAUCAUUAUCAGUCCAGUGUGCGUGAGCUUCAGCCAACUUGAAUAAAUGGAUUGAUUGGGAUGUGUGCCCACAUAUUUUGUUUAGAAUCUUCCAUGACGAUUGUCGACUUUUUGCUUCCUUUCUACAUUUAUAAACUGUUAUUUGUUCAUGAAUCAAAAAAGUUAAUGUCUCACUCUCUUAAUUAAGUUGUUCAAUAGCCUAUGUACUUAUAGACAUGGCAAUUAGAUCAAAAUAUGUCUUUGCUUAGAAUAUUUCAUGUGCAGCAAAAUGGGGGUACAAUUUACCAUAUGGGAAAGAAUGAUUUGAACCCCUGGAAGGUUUUGCUGGCUAUUUAUGAUUUGGCUGGCUGACACUAGAUGAUUCCAUAACAUGUACAGCAGGAAACCGUUUCACAGGCUUUCAGGUCAGUUACGGAUGCUGACCUGAUCACCUAAAUCACCCUGCACGGUUUCAAGUGUUUGCCGGCAGAUCAUGCAGUGUGAAUAAUAAGCUUAACCAUGACGCCUUCGCUUCCAGCUGGCCAUCUAAAGCAUUUCUUUGAUCACCAUUGAGUCCAGAUAGUUAAAACUUGGUGCAUGGAGGUCAUGUGACAAUAUAACUAGCAUCGACUUACAAAAGUCAUUGUGAUUUGACCUACUUUCUGGCCUUCCCGCGCCACAGUCGGUAUCAGAGGAAUUGAUGCAUCAUCAAGUCAUACCGAGUUUCUGAAUGGAACACUGUUGCGGGCUCUGUUGUCCACGUGUCCACCGAGUCUGAUUGGUGCCAGACCUUGAAACAGGAAUAAGAAGAUGCAUUUUCACCGCCCAAGAAAAUGUAAGAAGUAGGCUGAAUGGCUGGUUGUGCGAAAUGGCCUUUAACUCCCAUCUAGUGUUGCCCAAUGUGAGUUACAGUUUGUAUUGACUUAUGUACCAAUAUUUUCCAUUGUUUUUGAAUGUUGGUGUCUUAUGAUGUGUUGUUGUUAAAAGAAUAGAAACAUUGGAAAACAUGA